AUGACCGACAUCUCGGCGGCGAAUGUCGAUAAUCUGCGGAAAGAGUGCAGUCCGGCUGCCAUUCGCAGAAUUCGGAAUGCCAUCGCUGGAAAGCAACUCGCGAAGGCUGAGUACAUUCGUUAUGGACUACUCCCGGCCUUGAGUGCCAUCCUUACCAAUUCCUCCGAAACCCAGCUCGUCCUUGAGACCGCCUAUAUCACCUCCGCCAUCGCGCACGAAGGUCCAGCUUAUGUCUCUCCGAUCCUCAAGAGCGCUCUACCUACCAUCCUUCUCCAGCAACUCUCCAAAGAUGCGCCGCCACGACACCAGCUUGCUAUCCUGCGGUGCCUGAACACCAUUGCAGAUGGCCUGCCUUCAAAGGAGUUUGGACAAUGGCCGGAGGAUACAACCUUAGCAGAUCUGCUCUACAUCAAACCAUACACACAGUGCCUUGUGUCAGGCAUAUCAAAUGCCUCGCACUCGUUGAUCUCUCAACAGAUCUGUGAUUCAACAAUAAGUCUGCUCUGCAAGACCUGUAAGACAGAGGCGCAGAAGCGAACCCUGGUGGACCUUGAGAUACUGCGAAUCCUGGCGCAGAGACUAGCAUCGUUCGUCGUCUCGGAUGGACUUGUUGUACCUUCUCCUGAAGCUCUGGAUUUCCCGUCGAGUAUAGCAUUCGGUCUUCCUGAUCCUGCACCGCCAAACGCGCACCUUUCGCCCACCCUCGAAGCGAUAGCUCUGCUCAUCGAAAACUCCAAAGAGCGUGCUGAAGGCCUCUUGUCAGAACCAGCCCUUAAUACUGUCCUACCCCAAUCCCGCGAAGAAUUCUCCGCAGCAGACGUUCGGACAUAUGGCAAUACCAAUUUACCGCGUCCACGACACAGAGCCCUGGAUGCACUCUUGCCUCAGGUGCCCGCAAAGGAACGAGUUGGAUCGGCCAGCAACCUCAAUUUCCCUCCUCUCGGCAGUGGCGGCCCGUUGCAGCGUCGCAGAUCGUCCUUCCACCCCGUUCCACCUCAGUUGUCAAACAUAAAUUUCGCUCCCGACAGUCAAGAUGACAAGGAGGAGAAAGCUCUUGUUCCCUAUCUGCUUCUUAUUGCAAGGGAGUCGAGGGGGCGACGACGUCUUUUGGCUUGCAAGGUGCUCAUUAUCCUACACGUGCUGAAGCUGGUACCCAAAAGCAGAUCCCGAACCUUUGGCGCGCUUCUCGUGCCUCUGCUUGCUCGGAUGCUGGAUCACAGCGAGCCGACUGCAGAGGAUGGUGUGCCCAACGUAGGGUCUUAUAUGGCUGCCGGCAUACACUAUAGUAAGGUGGCUCCCGCGGUACUUGGACUUCUCAUCGUGGAUGAUCCGGAACUUCAGAGGGCCGCUGUGGAAGCGAAGGCUAUCGUAAAGCUUGCUGUCGGUCUCAAGAGAAGUUUUGAAACAUCGUCGAAUCGAAAGUACACGCCUUGGAGACCAUACAAGGAAACUCCGAUGGAAAUCGAGCCAACGUCAGAAGAUUGUACGCUUGGCCACGGAGGACCAUCACCAACCAUGCGACAAGCUAUGCUGUACCGGGAAGGCACCCUUCAAGCCCUCGCUGCUGUCGCACCUUUCAACGACGACUAUCGAAAACAGAUUUGCGACCAAGGCGUGCUGUUGCAGAUCAUGCAGGCAAUGGAUCCUUACCACAUUCGCAAGGCUAUUACUUCAAACGUUGAGGACGAAGCUGCAGGCAAUUCGGCUUCGACUAUUCUGGCUGCGUGUGGUACCGUGCGGGCUCUGACACGGUCUGUGACUGCGUUGCGCACGAAGCUAGUUGACAUGGAGGUGGCGAAGACCGUGAUCAGGCUCAUGAGCAACCCUGAUCCGGAGGUUCGCAUUGCUGCGACCAAGGUCCUUGCGAACUUGGCAAUGGAUUUUAGCCCGAUGAAGGAAUCUGUUGGGGAUACUGCGGUGGUCAAAAAGCUCUGUGAGCAAGCCCAUUCGGCCAAUGCGAGACUACGACUCGAAUCCAUUUGGGCACUCAAACAACUAGUGGUGAACGCCUCCAAAACCCUCAAGUUUGAAGUUGUGAACGAGUUAGGAUCUAGUUGGAUUCGUUUACUUAUCCGGACUGAUCCAUACGACAUUCCUGGUGGUGAAGUUAUUGGACUUAUCGUGGACAAGGAUUACCCUCCCAGGGUGAAUGCCUCAGAGGACACAAUCAUGAGUGAAGACUCUGAUGGAGAGGAUACUACCCCUUUCGCAGACGCCAGCCCGCACCCCUUCGAACCCGAGGAUGAUUUCAAUCGUCAUACACCCGAGGACGAUUUAGCAAUUCAAGAGCAAGUAUUGGACCUCCUACGCAAUUUGUUCUGUGGAGACACUGCAUCUGACCUUGUCGACUAUGUGCUUGGCCAGAUGGGCAAGACCGAAUUCUUCGACAUUCUGCGGAAGCGUCUCGUGGGCAGGAAGCUGUAUGGGGCCACCAGAAAGGAUACUAUCGAAUCCCCGGCCCCAAUUGGCAUUGUGAGCAAGGUUUUGUACAUUGUGGUGCAUAUCGCAGCGUGCAGCCAGCGGUGGCGGAAGAACUUAGUCAGCGAAAUGACGCUCCUCAAGGUUGUUCUUGGCUUUCACGGUCAUCCGGAACGCGACAUUCGGACCCAAAUUUGCUGGUUGGCCAUCAAUCUGAUGUUCGAGGACGACGUCAGUGACAGAGCGUCAUGCAAACAGCGUGCGCUGGAAUUGACAAAGAUGGGCUACCGUGAGAAGAUCUCUAAAUUGGAGAACGACGUGGAUCUGGACGUGAGAGAGCGAGCAAAGACAGCAGCCCAUCUUUUCUCUAGCCUGCUUGAAACAAGGUGA
Cyphellophora europaea CBS 101466 is the source of this 2808-nucleotide messenger RNA. RefSeq lists its product as uncharacterized. Lineage: Eukaryota; Fungi; Ascomycota; Eurotiomycetes; Chaetothyriales; Cyphellophoraceae. Gene Ontology annotation, biological process: proteasome-mediated ubiquitin-dependent protein catabolic process. The coding region runs from base 1 to 2808 and encodes 935 amino acids. The record is from RefSeq and is a predicted model, not a curated record. Gene Ontology annotation, molecular function: protein binding. Gene Ontology annotation, cellular component: GID complex. The transcript has a single exon.